UUUCGGCGAACUAGAACACUUUGGUCGGCCUGCUACAAGCCGUAGCGCUAACGCCGGCAGGUAGUUUGCAAACAUGGCUGUCAACCUAGCGAAGCACAAGGAUGAACUCCUUAGCGCUUGGAAAGAAGUGGUGGAUGAGAACGACGGGACCAACUGGGCCUUGUUUGGUUAUGAUAAGCAGACAUACGACCUUUGCUUGGUUGGAAAAGGAGCUGGGGGCCUCGAGGAGCUGACUGAAGAAUUAAACUGUGGGAAGAUAAUGUACGCAUUCUGCAGGGUGCAAGAUCCCAACACAAGUAUUUCAAAAUUCAUCCUCAUCAACUGGCAAGGUGAAGGAGCACCAUUAGUAAAGAAAGGCUGCUGUGCAAAUCACUUUAUGGAUAUCAGCAAUUUUUUUCGGGGUGCACACAUCACAAUCACAGCAAGAAAUGAGGAUGAUGUGGAUCCUUCACUCAUACUGGACAAGCUUUCUAAGUGCACUGUGUCUUCCUUCAGCCUUAGGGAACGUUCCGACCCAACAGAGAGCUCUAAACCAAUUGGAAGUGUCUACAAGCGCAUACAACCAGCCAGGGAGAUAUCUACGACAGAGAGAGAAAAGUUUUGGAUGAAGGAACAGUGCUCUAUGGGAAUGUGCCUGCUGAUGUCAAGGGGCAGCCACAAAAGGGAGGAAGAGAAGAAACGCAUUGAGGAAGAAAAGCUUAAGGCUGAGGCAACCAGAAAUCGCCUGGCUGAGGAAGUGAAGGAGCGUGAGUUGAAGGAUGCUCGAGCAAGAGAGGAGUGGUUCAAGGAACGAUCACUCUCUAUAGACAAAAUGCGGGAGGCAGAGAAGAACGCCCAGAACUCUUCGCACAACAAAGUGAACAAAAAACUUUGGGAGCAGCAGCUGCAAGAGGACAUACAAGAUGAAGAAGAACGGAAACGCCGGUCGCAGAGUUUGAGGAAUCAGCGGAGUGAGGAAGCACAAGCACUGAUUGCCCAGCGGACCAUCAAUCCAAAGGCCAUGUUUGAACCCACCACGUACUCUGGUACCUAUGCCUCCCAAGCUGCUUGUGCUGAAAAUCAUGCAUCUGCAAACCAUAAUAAUCAUGGGAGCACGGUCUCAAGAGCUGAUGCAUGUGCUAGCCCGCAUGCUAUGCAGAACAAUCGGGAGGCGGCAGUGACAUCGCCUCCGGCUGAGUUCACAUACACACGCAACCAGCUUCAGGACACAGAGUCUACUCGAUCAGAGCCUGAGACUGAGCAGACUCACAAUCAGAGCUGGGAAGCAGGGGGAGCUGCUGGGACCUCUGUGUGUGUAACUGAGGCAGUGGAUGAACACAGCUUUGGCUUGAGUCAAGCGCAGCUGGCAACUGUGGAAAGCAGUGAUCCAGGACUCAAGGCUCGGGCUUUGUAUGACUACCAAGCUGCCGACGACACGGAGAUUUCAUUUGACCCCGAUGACGUCAUCACACACAUUGAACAGAUCGACGAAGGCUGGUGGCAAGGCUUGGGGCCUGAUGGUACCUAUGGUCUUUUCCCUGCCAAUUAUGUGGAGCUCGUUGAAUGAACCAUGUUUUGUGCAGCUGCAAAUACAAUUGUUAAGCUGCUGGCACCCAUCACUGGCGCCUAAGUUUUAUGCACACUAGAUAUAUGCAUUUAUAUACUUGUAGCAUUAAAUGGCAGCAGGUGCGGCACUGUGCAUCUCUUUCUCCAUUACUUUUGAUGGCCAGUGGUGCUGAGUGGAGCUUGUCCGUUUGUUACAAGUGGUCUUUACACUGCAACAUUUUUAUUUAUUUAUUAUUAUUAUUAUUUUUUUUAAUAUUUUUUGUUGUUGGCUGGCAAAUUUUUUGCCAGUCUUCUGUCAGGCUGUUCUUGAGCCUAGUGUGGAUUAGGACUCCAUUAAUGGUAUACUCCAUUAAUGGUAUACUUCUACACUAUAUGCAUGCUACUCCACGUGGCUUGUGCAGCCCUGUAGCAGAAAGUGAAAAGCCAGGAUUUUAUAACUUGAGGAAUGCUAGUCUUUGAUGCUUGCAUAGACAUGCAAAUUUGGUUGAAAUAAAAGGAACAGCAUGGCAGCGGUAUUCUGCUGGUUGCUGAGGAGGCACAGCUUUUCACCUCAAGGCAUGUCUAAAUGUAUGUGCACUCACAUUUUAUUUUGACACUGGAGACAAGGUGUGCACAGUGCUGCACAGUUGCUGUUGAUAUCAGGACUCUGUUUUUGUCAUGCUUGUAGUCUUUGCCAUGCUUCUUCACUGCUGAUUAUAUUCUCAAGAGGUUUUCUUGUACUGGCUACAAAAAGCUAUGGCUUGCAUUUUUGGACUUCCACUCUUAGCUAGUGCUUCCUAUUCGUGUGUCCUUAAAGGGACCCUGAAACGAUUUUGAUGAUUUUGUACAAAUGUACCGAGUUGGUAGGGUAGGUCCUCCUUAUCAUUGAGUGACACAUUUAAGCUCUCCAUGUAAAGCACGUAAUUUAUUAUAAGGUUUUAAAAUGUGCAUCACUACCGAUCACAGUGACGCUGCUUCCCUGUGUUUUCAGCUGCCCCAUCCCGAUUGACGCGUUGUAAGAUUUGGCAGUCGUAGGUGUAGGAAGGAGCUUGACUCUUCGUCGGGCCUUAGGAGAGCAGGAUUUAUUGGCAGGAUUUACAUUUAAAACAUGAGGUACAUCGACAGUCUAGCGUGACUCCCAUAUGGAGCACGCAAGACGACGCAUACAGCAAACAGCUUACGAGCGCACAGCUCACUAGUACAUUUCUAGCAUGACAACGAGCACUCAGCUCCCGCCGACGAGCAACCUCUAGCAGCCGGCAACCGCUGCUUAUAAGCCCUUGGUCCCCCCAUGAGUCCCAGUGGAUGGAAACGUUCGUCCAGUCAUCGUUCGACGUCACCGUUCGACGUCACCGUAGAUGACCCGCCCUUUUAGAGGAGGGCGAGGGCUGUUGGAGGAGGAUGAUGACUCACAUACACGUGCCGCACACACACAGGUGCAAAGGUCUGGAGCCAACGUCAGAGGGCUUCGUAGAACUCUGCUUUGUCCCGGGUGGUGCGGCCGAGUACCACAUUCCUGAGGUGACCGCGCGCCACGUGGCUGCCGGUCAUCCGCAGUUCUCUGAAGUGCGCCCCGUCUGAUGGGAUUGGAACACGUGCAGCGGGCUGAAAGCUGGCACGUUGCCACCCUGUACGGCCAUUCCUAACAGCGUUUGGCCCAACUGACAUCAGUUGGGUGAGCUAUCCGAUUGGCUACCCAGGUUGCAUCAUCGAUAAUUUUUCAAACUUAAUGGUCGACAAAUGUUCGCAAUAGUUGGAAUUUUGGUUAAUUUGUUUCUAUAAAUAAAAGUAGCAGAAAGAGAAUACACAACGAUAAUUUAUCACUACACUCGAGCACUUCUGGCACACCGAAAGUGUUGUCUGCUUGUGUUACAACAUGCUCCAUGUUGACGUGAGCACCAUGGUUUACUCUUGUUGUGUUGUGGGCUGCAAACGUAGCGAUUGGCUAUAUGUCAAGCUGCGACAUCAUGUCCCUCUGCGAGGCAGCAGACGAGCUGAGUGGCUACAGUGCAUCGGACUUUCGGUAUCCAAUCGUUGUCAGGAUCUAUGCGUUCACUGCCAUCACUUCACGCCGGAGGAUUACUACCACAAUAUAGGGUUUUAGCUUGUCAGGUAUUCGGGUAAACAUUAGCGCAAGCAGACUGGGCUUUUUACCAGAUGAGCGGGGGCGCAAAUGUGAACAGCCUGCACGGUGCAGCCAUCUGGUGGCACAGAGCUCAACCAGACAAACACACAGAGCUAAUAUAGCAGUAACCAAAUGUAUUCUACUUUGCUGCUGGUGCAAAUUUUCGGCAGGAACAUAAUCGUGAACACAUCGUCUUUUUAAAUGUUUAAAAUUCUUUACACUUGGUUACAGCAAUAGUAGCUCUGUGUAUGGCUAGUUCAGCUCUGCACUACCAGGUGGCUGCAUCAUGCAGGCUGCUGAUGUUUACGUAAAGUGCCUUUAUCACAGCAGUAAUAGUAUAGAGGGGCUUUAGUUUACGCCUUCUCCCAUCCAUCAAAACGCCCCAUCUACCUGUGGUUACUGGAAUCCCGGACACGCUCAGCGCUGCGACAGAACGUCACAAUUCACACUGCUUGGAUAACUCUCCCAAGGGAUCGACAGCCAGGUGACUACUGGAGAGGCUUCAGGCGCUGGUUCCAAGACAACCCAAAGUAGACGGCACGAUGUCACAUUAUGACGCAGAGCCAGUGAAUGCAGAGCUUAGCCCCGAUCACUCAGAGAAUGAGUUGAGGAGAAACAGCAUGGCUAGGGAGGAGGGUAACUUGUCAUCAUCUGUAGCUCUCUUAAUAUGAGAUGCUUCACUUAAAUUGUGGUGCCAGCAUUUUACUGUAGCUCUACCCUAUACCCUACGCAUCGCCAAAAUUUGUCCAAACCGUUUUGGGGACCCUUUAGGCACACCUGCAAUCCAUUGAAGCUGCACUAGGUGUUCAUAUUAGCUAUACGAUUUGUCAUAGAAUGUUUUCCACGUUUCUUUUUUUUCUUGUGUUCAUGUGCUCUUCAAAGGUGCCAGUAGCAUUUUUGUCUUGCAACAAGUAUGUUCCUUGCAUUUCAAUAAUAAAAAAAGUGAGCCUUGUUGCAAGUGUUCUAUAAAGCUAAGUCAUGUUGAUGAAAGCCAUGUGCUGAGUGUGAGCCACACCUUUUACAGUGAUGGCAUGUGAAAUGUGAAGCCUGCAAGCAGGUCUCAGGAGUAUAUACACUACUAUGUACUAACUGCUGGUUUACCAAAAAGAGAGAGAGAGAGAAUGCAUGGUUGCAAUCCGCUUAUAAUGAUGUUCACAAUACACAAAAGUCCCAUUGUUAUGAACAGUUAUCAUUAUAUCGAGACCAACCAUACAUGCUACCUUCCAGGUACAUCUGUAUGCUUGUGUGAGGGCAGCAACUUUUUCUCUGCGUCUUGAGAAGGUGCAGCUUUAAAAAAGUAUACCUUUGAAGACAGCUCAGUCCUGUGCCUAUAUUGAAGUUGAAGAAUCCACUUGGCAAAAAGGAAACAAGGAACAAAAAGCUUACUUUGUUACUUAAGGAACUAACUAAAUUUGCAUCAUGUACACAUAAAUUCCAAAAUUCAGCUAUCAGUCUGUGACACAUAGUGCAUGUAGACACUUCACAUAUAGUCCUUAGUCCUGUGUGAAAUUGCCUGCCAAAUUGCAGGUGUGCUCACAUGGUGAUCAUCUAUAUACUGAUGCAAACCCAUGGUGUCGGCAUUGUUUCUUUUGCAGUAUAUUUCACUGUCUUACAUUGUACUUGAUUUUCCCCGGAAGUUGUUUAUGAGAAGUAUUCUAAUAGUUGUAUCCAGUAUGCUGCCAUGAUCCCAGCAUCAGGUAUGGUUUGUUUUUUCGUAGAACUAAUAAGAAAAUUGAUAAUGCUGAAGUUACUGAUUGUUAUAAGUGAUGCAUAUUGUUAUUUGUGGUAUCAUUAUGAGUGGAUUACGCUGUAACUUUUUUUCCUCUGGCCACUACUUAAACAGCUUGCACAUUGUACUAUACAUAUUCAAGUUAUUGCCGAAGUUGCUUUUUGUAAUAAACUAGUUCACUAAGAUG
Messenger RNA from Dermacentor albipictus, 5565 nucleotides. It is a transcript of the gene Abp1, whose product is annotated as Actin binding protein 1. The record is from RefSeq and is a predicted model, not a curated record. Gene Ontology annotation, molecular function: actin filament binding. NCBI's taxonomy places the organism in Eukaryota, Metazoa, Arthropoda, Arachnida, Ixodida, Ixodidae. Gene Ontology annotation, biological process: postsynaptic actin cytoskeleton organization; positive regulation of dendritic spine morphogenesis; neuron projection morphogenesis. Gene Ontology annotation, cellular component: dendrite; postsynaptic density; site of polarized growth.